AUGGCGGAAGAGCUUGAGUUUCUAUGGCAAAAGUUAAAGGUCACGGAAGAGGAAGAGGAAAGUGUAAACCUUGGGAGUGAAUGUUCAAAGGCUGCAAAUGAGAGGGGAAAAAACUGCUUAGUUAUGAAGGUUUUAUCACGCAGAGGAGUUAUACUGGAUGCUCUAAGGAAAAAUGUUAGGAUGUUAUGGAAGCCAAAUAAGAGCAUUGGUAUUUCGAUGAUUGAAGAGGAGAUGUUUUUAGUGGAGUUUGACGAUGAACGGGACAAGAGGAGAGUCUUGGAGAUGAGUCCGUGGCAUUAUGAGAAGCAACUGGUUCUUCUCCAGGAUUUUGACGGAGACCAAGACCCAAAGGAUAUUGUAUUCAAGUGGUCUCCUUUCUGGGUUCAAAUGUACAAUCUGCCCUUGAAACAUAGGACAAGAGAAACAGGGAUAGCCAUCGAGGCUAGUCUUGGUGAAGUUUUGGAGGUGGAUGUGGCUGACUCCGGGGUUCAGUGGGGAAAGUGCCUUCGAGUUCGUGUCAAGAUAGACGUUUCCCGCAAGCUUAUACGAGGAAGAAAGAUAAACGUAGAUGAGGGGGUGGCUCGGUGGGUGCUCUUCAAAUAUGAGCGCCUUCCAAAUUUUUGCUACCGUUGCGGACUGUUGGAACAUGACCUGAAGGACUGCACUCAGAAAGAAGAGCUAGACAAAACCAGAAAAAUAGGAGAACUUCAGUACGGUGCAUGGAUGAGAGGUGUGCAGGGGAGAAUACCGGAUGACAAUUACCGGUUUUCAAAGGCACAGACGUCGAGGAACGAAACGGUGGGGACUGACAAAAGAAAGUCUGUUGUGCAGAACCUCGGGGAGAAGACCUUGGAUAGCACAACACUGAACUCGGUGGACAGAGAAAGGAGCAGUGAGUCUUAUCAGGAAAAGGGUUUGGUCAACACCAUGGAUGAGACCCAAAGGGAAAGCAUUGCCAUUUUGGUGAAAGAAGGCGUGGAUAGAAAGCAGACAAACAACGGGUUUGAGGGAUGUGGACAGGAAACAGAGGAGACACAACAAACAGGAGUCCCAAAAUUCAAAUUUGAGCCCGCGGAAAAGGUUUAG
Messenger RNA from Quercus lobata, 1086 nucleotides. RefSeq lists its product as uncharacterized. NCBI's taxonomy places the organism in Eukaryota, Viridiplantae, Streptophyta, Magnoliopsida, Fagales, Fagaceae. The transcript has 2 exons. Bases 1 to 1086 code for a protein of 361 amino acids. The record is from RefSeq and is a predicted model, not a curated record.